Molecule: messenger RNA, 2449 nt
Organism: Vitis riparia (riverbank grape)
Lineage: Eukaryota; Viridiplantae; Streptophyta; Magnoliopsida; Vitales; Vitaceae
Product: ankyrin repeat-containing protein ITN1-like
Exons: 5
Coding region: 97-1977 (626 amino acids)
Molecular function (GO): protein binding
Source: RefSeq, a predicted model, not a curated record
AAUCCACAUUACCACCCAAACCUACCAUGACCUUGUGAGAACCCAUCCCUGACUACUAAGCCUUCUGCUCUGCUCUUCCUCUCCAAAGACGCUCUCAUGGCGAAUACCAAUCUUACCGAUCAAGAGAGACGCAUUCGCAUUGAUGAAUUGUACAAAGCUUUGACGGAAAAAAAUGAGUAUGUGGGCCAAGUCUUGGGUAGUGUUCCUCCUGAACACCCAUUGAAGAAAAUUAGUUAUAUUUACGACAACACAUUCCUGCAUAUGGCCAUUCGCUUCAAAGAAAAGGAUCUGGUAUACGAGUUACUAAAGUUGGCUAAAGAAGACAACCGUACUGUACUUUCCAAUGAAAGAAACAACGAAGGCAACACUGUACUCCACGAAGUGGCCACCAGUGAUACCAUGAAAUAUGUGGCGAAAAAGAUGUUGGAGAUAGAUCAACAGUUGCUGUUUGAACGUAACAACUUAGGAGAGACGCCCAUUUUUUGUGCAGCUCGCUAUGGUCAAAUUGAAAUGUUUUGGUUUCUAGCUGAGCAACUGAAACAAAGGGCCAAUCCAGAAGUUGCUGAAAGCUGUUUGAAGAGGACUGAUAGAACAACAGUUCUUCACAUUUCCAUCUUCAACGAGUGUUUUGGUUUAGCCUAUUUCAUUGCGAAGGGAUACCCAGAUUUAAUUAAAGAAAGGGAUCAAGACUCAAUGACUGCUCUUCAAUAUAUGGCAUGCAAUCCAAAUGCAUUUGAAAUGCAAAAAAUGAAAAAGAGACCAGAAUUCAUGGAGGCUUUCAUAAAAUCAGAAAAGAGACCAGCAGAAAAGAGAGCAGAAUUCAUGGAGAAUAUCAUAAACCAGUUACAGGAAUUCAUAGAUGAGAUAAGUGAAGUGAUACAGGACCUCAUCAACCCCGAUUGGUCCCUCAAAGAGACAGUGAAGAAACGUUAUGAAAGAUACUUUCUUAACGAACUUGUCCGUCUUCUGGUAAAAUAUGAUACUUCAUGGGAUGCUAGUAUUAAUUCCAGUAUUGAUGUCCAAAACCAAGUAGAAAAGGCCCCUGAAUUGUCCCAAGCGCUUGAGCAUACCGAGAAGAAGAGUGAUGAAGAUCCAUUAUUUUUGGCAACAAUAUCGAACAUUCCAGAGAUUGUCGAAGAAAUAAUCAUCAACCACCCUCAAGCGCUUGAGUAUACUAAUAAGGAGGGAAUGAAUAUAUUACAUGUGGCAAUCCUUUACUGUCAUAUUGAUAUUUUCGAUAUGGUGACAGAAAAGUUUGAAGCACUUUCAAAAAUGUUAUUAUCAGCUACAGAUAAUAAAGAAAACUCCUUACUACAUAUGGUUGGCCAAAAAAGAAAAGGUCAAGUAAGUGAAAAGAUACAAAGCCCUACACUCCAAUUGCGAAAAGAGUUGUUGCUAUUUGAGAAAGUGAAGAAAGCUUGUCAGAAGUGUUUGAUCAAGCCUCUCAACAAAGAGAACAAGACUGCUGAAGAAUUAUUUGCUACUAGGAAUGAGCAACUCCAUAAAGAAGCCAAGGAAUGGCUAAUGCGCACCACUGAGAAUUGCACCAUUCUUUCUGUUUUCAUAGCCACAGUUGCCUUUGCAGCAGCCUACACGGUACCAGGAGGUCCUGAUCAAAGCACCGGUAUUCCAAUCCUUAACUGCAAACCCUUCUUUGUGGUUUUCAUUUUAGCUGAUGUGUUCUCCCUCACUUUGGCUUUGACAUCUGUGGGUAUAUUUCUCUCCAUCCUUACAUCCUCAUUCCCAUUAGAACACUUUGAGAAAUAUCUUUUUAAGAAGCUGAUACAGGGAAUUAUAUGUAUGAUCCUCUCGGUCUCAAUGAUGGCGGUGGCAUUUGGAGCAACAAUCAUCCUGAUAAUGAAACAUAAUUGGAAAGAGGCUAUUUGGCAUGUUGUUGCAUUCCUUCCUGUGCCCAUUUUUUUCCUCUCAUAUUCGCCUCUACGUUCAGCAGUCCCAACAUUCCAUCCUGGGAAUUGACAUCAGAAAAUUGAUCAAAAUAGUUGUAAAAUCCAUCAAAGUUGCUGCUCUUGUGACUCUAAUAAUCCUUUUUGGCCUCAUUUUUCUUUUGUCUAAAGCUUGCAUAGGACUGAAAAGGACUGCGUCAAAGGCUUGUGAAGACAUAUGUAAACGUGUUCCUUCGAUAUGUGGGAAAAAAUCUCAGCCCACAUCCAAUGCCCAGUCUCCUCAGCAAACUGCAGCUUCAGAUACUGAUGUUUGAAAGGACAAACAGAAACUCUUUUCAGAGCACGUGCAUGGAUGAAUUGUCUUCUCCUUUUCUAUAUAUUUCCAAGUAGUAAUAAUUACAUGUCUGUGUAAAGUUAAUUAGCAUAUUGAGAACGUAGUAUCAGUUGAUGACUCAUUAUAAUGCAUGCAUGUAUGUUUUGAAUUUUAAUUUUUAGAGACUGUUAUUAUGUAUUUAACUACAUAAUUUUAUUACUUGUUUUUAGUA